This is a messenger RNA of Hyposmocoma kahamanoa, 2571 nucleotides long. Its product is annotated as putative fatty acyl-CoA reductase CG5065. The transcript has 13 exons. The record is from RefSeq and is a predicted model, not a curated record. Gene Ontology annotation, molecular function: alcohol-forming very long-chain fatty acyl-CoA reductase (NADP+) activity. Gene Ontology annotation, biological process: long-chain fatty-acyl-CoA metabolic process. NCBI's taxonomy places the organism in Eukaryota, Metazoa, Arthropoda, Insecta, Lepidoptera, Cosmopterigidae. Gene Ontology annotation, cellular component: peroxisome. The coding region runs from base 13 to 1572 and encodes 519 amino acids.
GUUGCAGAAACAAUGGUGCCCCAAAACGGGCACGAUGAAGACACGAGCAACGUGGACUCAUUGCCAGACCGCAUCGCGGCGAUACUUACUGACCUAACAAUUUUCAUCACCGGCGGCACUGGUUUCAUUGGAAAGGUCUUCAUCGAGAAGAUACUUAGAAAAAACUUUGACAUCCGAGAGAUAGUCCUGUUGAUAAGAACGAAGAAAGGCAUGGCUCCGGAAGACAGACUUGACAGUAUUCUGAAUAAUCCGUUAUACGAUACUGUAGUGUCGUUGCGAGGUAAAAAGGCCAUACGAAAGAAGUUCCGCGUGGUGACCGGGGACGUGUCGCUGCCAGAUCUGGGGCUCUCCGCCGCCGACCGCCAGUAUAUCAUUAGCCACGUGCAGGUCUUCAUUCACACCGCUGCUAGCGUCAGAUUUGAUGAUCCACUGAAGAAGGCAAUUCUGCAUAACACUCGAGGUACAAAGCUUGUGUUGGAUUUGGCCAGGCAGUGCAAUGACUUAAAAGGUAUGUGCCACAUAUCCACGGCGUAUUGUCAUCCGGAAGUUGAGCUUCUUGAAGAAAAACCAUACCCUCCUCCCGCCGAUCCGCACAAGGUUAUUGCAGCCGCUGAGCUCUUGGACGAGGAAACGCUGGAGAUCAUAUCUCGAAGGUUAAUCCCUAAAUACAUCCCGAACACGUACGUGUUCUCAAAAGCGUUAGCUGAAGAAUUGGUAGUGCAAGCGAUGCAGGAGGGAAUGCCCGUUGGCGUCAUCCGGCCUUCCAUUGUUAUUCCCGUGUUCUUUGAUCCACUUCCCGGUUGGACGGACAACAUAAAUGGACCUACCGGAUUACUUAUUGCGGCUGGUAAAGGCGUGCUACGGUCGAUGUACGGGCGCGGCAACUGCUACGCAGACUUCAUCCCCGUGGACGUACUGGCCAGCGGGAUCAUGAUUGGCAUCUGGGAUUUUGCCACCGCAAAGACGGUGACGCUGGCGAAUUUUACGAGCUCUUCUGAGGUACAGGUGACCUGGGACGAGUUAUUGGACAUCGGGCGGAAAAUACUUAACAAGAUCCCGCUAAACGGAGCUGUCUGGUAUCCGGAUGGCGGAUUGACGAGUUCGCGGCUGUAUCACAACUUUCGCGUCGUGUUUUUCCACUGGUUGCCUGCAAUCAUCGUUGAUACUAUCCUGUUCCUACUCAGAUUCGAGCCUGUUCUCAUCCGUGUACAACGUCGACUGACAAAAGGUAGAGAGUUGUUCGAGUUCUACACUAACAGCCAGUGGUAUUUCAAAUCUGACUUUGGGCAGUUGGUUCGCAUGCGACUCAACGCCCGCGAGCUCAAAGAAUACAAAGUUGACACUACUGAUGCAAAUAUUCCUAAGUAUCUCGAGGAGUGCGCUAUGGUGGCGCGGCGUUACUUGCUCAAGCAAUCGGACGACACUCUUCCUGCGGCCAGGAGACAUCUCAGAAUAUUGUACGUGGUGGACAGACUGUGCAAGACAAUCUUCGCCUGCCUUUUAAUGUGGUUAAUUUUCAAGAGUUUCUCUUCAUACUUCUGUACUUCUAGUACCCAGAUUCAAGAACUAUAAUAACUAUAAAUCGCACCGUUAAUAUAAUAAAGCCAUGUGAUAAUUCAUCAAAAGUACUUUUAUCACAUGAAAAUAAUAAAAUUAAUACUAACUAUAGCUAGUAUAAGGGUUUAAAUAAUUAACUAAAAGCACACCACGGACACUCCACACAACGGCAACGGUCGAAAGUUAUUUACCCACUACUACAGCAAGGCGCUAUCUGCACACGCGCAAAUGUGUACGUAAAGUGAUAGGGUUACCAUCACUUUCUCGUACUAUCGUCUGCAAAAAUUAAACAAAGUUCAGCUGUCACUUGGUUAACCAGUACAAUAUUUAGUAGUGAGUCUCAUACGUCGUAUUACUGCUGGACUCUUUAACUUGGUCGCAUAUUAUUAGCUGUCAUGUUAUAAAGACUGGAUUUUAGAUUGUUUAUCGUGUGAUGUCUCAAUCAGAUCUAAUUUAGAUAGCAAGCGCUUAUUUCAAUUUUGUCGCGCGGGAGUUGAUGUACCUAUUUAUAAUAAAUAUCAUAAUAACGCACACACAUAAUCACUGUGUUUGUUCAACAAAACCGUUUUUCCCACUUUUUCCUAACUUUUUUCGCGAUCACUACACAAUUCUAAAUGAAAUUCUUCUUUCGGAUCUCAAUUUGUAUUGUGUCGGAGCGGAAUGAAAGCGCAUGCUCGAGAAUGCUCGCGCAUUCCGCUGAAGAUUCUGGCUCGUAUCUAGUUUGUACGUAACACAAUUGACCAUAAAGUUCAUAACGCUAUGUAUAAUAUUGUUACAAAAAUUCGCUUCCAUUCCGUUCCAAAUAUGAAUUGAGCCUAAAACUGCCGUGACCACAGACAUUAUUAUCUAAAUAGACGCCUCAAGUGUACCUACUUCUCGUCCACAAUGUAUCACGGCUUCAUUACUCCACAAAGUCUGCCGACAUUGUGGAGUAUAUACGGGUGAAAGCAGCUGGGGUCCCGCUACAAUGUAAAUUUUAAUUCAUUUGUGGUGAGAGUACCAACUUAACAUCUG